This is a messenger RNA of Prunus avium (sweet cherry), 1437 nucleotides long. RefSeq lists its product as uncharacterized. Lineage: Eukaryota; Viridiplantae; Streptophyta; Magnoliopsida; Rosales; Rosaceae. The record is from RefSeq and is a predicted model, not a curated record.
AUCCCAUACCACAACAGCCUAAAACCAAUUCAUUCAAGUUAUCCAAUCCAAACGGAUCUGUCGACCUCUAUACUUCCUAGAAAAGCCGAAGAAACUGAAAAGACGGUUUACACGACAUCAUCUUCUUCAUCCUCUGCUUCGUUCUUCCACCUGCUAUUUACAAAACCUUCACAUUUCUUCAGUCCCAAUCCGCCAUGGCAGCUCCAUCGGCACCUCUAAACCUGUGCACAGUGCUCAACGAAUCGAAGCGCAUAGUCAACGCCCACUCCCGCCACUUCUUAGCCCUCUCAGUCCUCUUCCUUCUCCCUCUCUGUUUCUCCUCCGUCGUCUACCCAACAGUCCAAAACCUCCUCAGCGAUCCAUCCCCAAACAACUCCAAGAUAUUCCUCCAAAUUUCUACUUUCAAUCCUCAUCAACACCAACCCAUAAUCGCCACCAAACCCCUUUGUAUCGCUCUAUCUUUCUUCCUCUUCAUCUUCGUGUUCUCUCUGUGUGCCGUGGGAUCGAUCACCUACAGCGCAUUUCACGGAUUCUAUGGCCGACCCGUCAAACUCAUCUCCGCAAUCAAAUCCGUUUUAUACUCCUUCUUCCCCUUAUUGGGUACUGUUCUUGUUUCCCAGAUCCUUGUCUUAUUGGUUUUCAUUGUUUUUGGGCUAGUGUUGUUUUUGGUGGUUCGAGGGGCUGAGCUGAUGGGUUUCCAGAUGGAGUACAAUUCCCCUUAUUUUAUUGGGUUUUUAGCUGUUCUUGCGAUGGUUCUGUUUCUGGUUUUGCUCUAUCUUCAAGUGAAUUGGACCCUAGCUUCUGUGGUGGUUGUGGUGGAAUCAAAUUGGGGGUUCGGAUCCUUAACUCGAAGCACGAAUCUGAUCAAGGGAAUGAGAGGGGUAGCCUUGUCUUUGAUGCUGUUUUUCGGGUUUUUCUUUUCGAUUUUGGGGUUCUGUAGUUGGGCUUCGGCAUUGGAUUUGGAUGGAGAUACUGAUGGUUGGAAGAGUUGGGCAUUUGUAGUGCAAAUUGUGGUGACUUCCACUUCUCUUAUGCUGCUAAUGCUCUACAACGCAGCGGCGAACACGGUGUUGUAUAUGUAUUGCAGGGCUCUUAACGGCGAGCUCGCCAUGGAAAUUGCAGAGGAGUUUGCGACGGAGUAUGUGAGCUUGCCCUUCGACGAUGGAAAAGUUCCUCAUCUUGUUUCUGUUGCCUAUACUUGAUCAUGAGUCUGAGGUCAGUCAGCUCUGUGAUGGCUCAUCAAACUGAGAAUGCUUGCACUCCUUUGUUAGUGUAGUUUUUUAGUUCAUCAGACUUUGUGUAAAGAAAAAAGGAAUAAAAAUCAAAGAUAUGUGAAAGAUGCAAAUUAGGGUGUGAAAAAUGUUAGUGGGUUUAGGUCAUCGGACUUGUAUGAAAUCAUGUUAAGUAUUUCAGUAUCUUAUUAUUUCAACGUUUUUA